This is a messenger RNA of Drosophila takahashii, 622 nucleotides long. RefSeq names its product Glutaredoxin 5 (gene Grx5). Lineage: Eukaryota; Metazoa; Arthropoda; Insecta; Diptera; Drosophilidae. The record is from RefSeq and is a predicted model, not a curated record. Gene Ontology annotation, cellular component: mitochondrial matrix.
UAUCGCUAUUCGAUACCUUUCAGCCGACACUUGACAGCCCUUGUUGUUAUUAGAUAAUAUUAUUAAUAUUAUUAUUACCUCGAGGAGAGCGCCGCCGAAGAUGAACCGAAUUUGCCAGAGCCUGUUGCGUCCGAGCUACCGGAUGGCCGCCGGAGCCGGAGCAAGUGCAUCCACCCCGGGCGUUCUGAGUCGCCUCUUUGCCGGCGAUGCGGCGACCGGCGCGGCGGUGGACAAGGCGACGCUGGACAAGCUGGUGCGCACCAACAAGGUGGUCGUCUUCAUGAAGGGCAAUCCCCAGGCGCCGCGCUGCGGCUUCAGCAAUGCGGUGGUGCAGAUCAUGCGGAUGCACGGCGUCCAGUACGAUGCCCACGAUGUCCUGCAGAACGAGUCGCUGCGGCAGGGGGUAAAGGACUACACCGACUGGCCAACCAUUCCGCAGGUCUUCAUCGAUGGCGAGUUCGUCGGCGGCUGCGACAUCCUGCUGCAGAUGCACCAGAGUGGCGACCUCAUCGAGGAGCUCAAGAAGGUGGGCAUCGAGUCCGAGCUGCUGAAGGCGGAGCAGGCUAAGCAGGAGGACGAGAAGAAGGACAAGUGAUGCCCCCCACAGAGCACCCAAAGAUCA